Messenger RNA from Coprinopsis cinerea okayama7#130, 4767 nucleotides. RefSeq names its product sin3b. NCBI's taxonomy places the organism in Eukaryota, Fungi, Basidiomycota, Agaricomycetes, Agaricales, Psathyrellaceae. Bases 1 to 4767 code for a protein of 1588 amino acids. The record is from RefSeq and is a predicted model, not a curated record. Gene Ontology annotation, biological process: negative regulation of transcription by RNA polymerase II. Gene Ontology annotation, molecular function: transcription corepressor activity; NAD binding; oxidoreductase activity, acting on the CH-OH group of donors, NAD or NADP as acceptor. Gene Ontology annotation, cellular component: Sin3-type complex; chromatin. The transcript is spliced from 19 exons.
AUGGCUGUAGGAUCAGGACACAAGAUCGUCGUUACCCGGAGCCUGGGGCCUGAUGUUAUGCCCCUGCUGCAACGAGAAGACAUGGAGCUUGUUUUAUGGCCAGAAGACCGCGCCUGCGACCGCGAUUGGCUUUUGUCCAAUGUGAAGGGUGCAAGUGCACUCGUCGUGAUGGUCACCGACAAGAUUGACGCCGCGGUCAUUGAAGCAGCUGGACCCUCGCUCAAAGUUGUUUCCACAAUGUCCGUUGGCUAUGAACACGUUGAUAUUGGGGAACUUGUCAAACGCGAUAUUGCACUCGGUUAUACGCCUGACGUCCUCACUGAAGCAGUCGCCGAUGUCUGUAUCAUGCUGGCACUCAUGGCGGGCCGAAACGCUCGCCAUACCAUGACACUAGUCAACAACGGAGAGUGGCCAGGAUACAGCUGGUCUCCCUUCCUCUUCUGCGGCCGUCAACUCAGCGCUGCCAACCCUUCCAUCCAGCGCACAGCAGGUUUUAUCGGCUUCGGUCGUAUCGCCAAAGCUACCCUGGCGCGUCUAGUGCCCUUCGGAUUUACGACCUGUCUUUACACAGGCCGGCCAGGCACUGGUAAAUCUACCUCUACCGAGGAUGCAGAACUGGCUUCCAAGCUAGGUCUUCGGUCGAUUAAACGUGUUGAUCUUGAGACUGUCGCCUCAGAAAGUGAUAUUGUCUUCGUGCUCGCACCAGGCGGAGAAUCUACCUACCACAUCAUCGACGAUGCAUUCCUUCGACGAAUGAAGAAAACCAGCGUCUUGGUCAAUGCAAGCCGCGGAACGCUAGUUGACUCUGACGCUUUGGCCAAAGUAUUGAAAGAAGGAGGGAUCUAUGGGGCGGGAUUAGACGUCGUAGAAGGCGAACCGAAUAUCACCCUCGAUCAUCCUCUGGUCAAGGAACCACGUUGUGUGAUCUUGCCCCAUAUUGGCAGCGCGACAUUCGAGACUCGAAACGACAUGGCAAAGUUGGCUGCUGAGAACGCAUUGGCAGCCGUUCUUGGGAAGCCUUUGCCAUUGAUCGGUGGUGCACUGACCCUCACUUCCAACGCUUCCUUCAUCGUCGUCCCCGUCGAGCACACCCUUUUCCUCGCCGUGAUGGACGUCGACCAGCCAUCGAACGCCCCUUCAAAUCCCAGCAAGCCACCCACGCCCGCCCCAGGAAACCCAACAACCUCGUCACCGACGCCACGGAGUACCGAAUCUGCAGUAACAGGACCUGCUGCAGCAGGCGCCGUAGCAGACGCUGGUGACACCAACCCCCCUCCUCCAGUUCGCGAAGAGCGGGUUACCAGAAGCUCGUCUAGGAAGCCCUCACCUACAUCCGAGGCUCCCAAGGAAGAGAAUGUUCCUCCACGGAACGCCCCUUCACCGUCAGCAAUGGCUGUCGAUGAGCCACCCCCGCCGCGAAAAGGCUCGCCCGCAGACGCUCAUGGAUAUCCCGGGUCCUCAGAUCGCCCUCUGAACGUAACCGACGCCCUAACCUAUCUCGACCAAGUCAAAGUCCAAUUUGCGGAUCAACCUGACGUAUACAACCAAUUUCUCGAUAUAAUGAAGGAAUUUAAAAACGAACAAAUCGACACGCCCGGCGUAAUUAAGCGCGUUUCACAACUCUUCCACGGACACCCUUCACUUAUUCAAGGAUUUAACACGUUCUUGCCGGCUGGCUACCGGAUUGAGUGCAUGGGGGAUGCUUUGGAGACUGGAGUUAUUACUGUCACGACACCUACCGGUACCACCAUACAAACUACCCAGAACAGCCGAAUGGUGUGGACAACACCAGACGGUGUACCUCUCGAUGGCCAGGCAAUCGAACCCGCCGUACAAUACGUUCAAAAGAUCAAGCAGAGCUGUGACGCCGAGACAUACCGUCAGUUUUUAGACAUCCUUUCACGAUAUCACCAUGCUCCCGAAGCCAUUGACGAGGCGGAGGUUUCCAGGCAGAUUUCCCGACUGUUUAAAGAUGCUCCAGAGCUUGCAAACGACUUUAGAGUGUUCAUGCCAGAUCGGAGUCAGCAAAUACUGGACGGGCCAGCCUCACACCAAGUAUCACAUUUGGACUCCAAGGGACGCCGUAAAUUAGACGCCGUGGCUGACUCGCUUAGUGCCAAUGGUGCUGGACUUCCUCAGAAACGCAAGAGAAAGGUCGGUGACAAAGAGCGCGAGCGGGAAAAGGAGGCGGUUCCGUUGAGGUCGAGUGCUGUCAUACCACCUGCUAGCAAGAAACUCAAGCACUCGCAGGACGCUAACACCGUUUCUUAUAACCCUAAACACAUCAUUGCUCAAACUUCUUCGCCGCACCCAGGUCCUUCCCAGCUACUUCCCCAACCGGCUAUGUCACACACCAGAACAGCUAUGCCCGACGACAGCAACUUUUUCGACCGAGUCAAACGAGCGCUCGAUAACAACCGCGAUCUAUAUAACGAAUUUCUCAAGCUCGUCAACCUCUUCACCCAAGACUACAUCGAUAUGGCAAGACUUGUCAAAGAGAGUCGAAAUUUCCUUGGCGAUACAGAGUUGCAUCGCCAAUUCAAGGAAAUUCUGGGCUGGGAUGAUCGCAAACAGAGGGAAUAUGUCAUGGCUGAGCAUGUAUCUGCGUCAGCUGAUUGGCAUAAGCCUACUGUUAUGAGCGUGGAGGAGAAGCCCACUCGUAUUCACCAGGCUGAACGACAGUCUAGUUACCGUCGUGUUUCCCCAGCUGAGGCCAACGUACCAUGCUCUGGUCGGGACGAGAUGUGCAGAAUGGUCCUCAAUGAUGAAUGGGUGUCCCAUCCAGCCUGGUCGAGCGAAGACACCGGAUUCAUCCCACACAAGAAGAACGUCUACGAAGAGGCUCUUCACAGAAGCGAGGAAGAACGACACGAGUACGACUUCCACAUCGAAGCCAUUACCCGUACUAUUGCCAUGCUGGAGCCCAUCAACAACAAGAUCGCUCAGAUGAACCCAGAAGAUCGGGGUUCCUUCAAACUCAAACCCAACCUCGGCGGGACGUGGAAAGCUAUCCACCAGAGAGUGAUCAAGAAGAUCUACGGUGGCGAUGCGGGGCUCGAAGUCAUCCAAUCUAUGCAAGAUUCGCCCGCACUCGCCAUCCCCGUCGUCCUUCAACGGCUAAAGCAAAAGGAGGAGGAAUGGAAGAGAGCUCAGAGGGAGUGGAACAAGGUCUGGCGAGAGGUCGAUGCUCGGAAUUACGCCAAGAGUCUCGACCAUCAAGCUAUCACCUUCAAAGCCGCCGACAAGAAGGCCAUUACGACCAAGGCGUUCGUUUCUCAAAUCGAAGCUGCGCGCGAGGAGCAGAUGGCUUCUCGGGCGUCUUUGAUCGACCCUCUGUUUGCUCGAACGAGGCCACGACACCAACUUGACUUUGUGCUGGACGACAUUCCAGUUCUCCAAGAUGCGCUGAAACUGACGUUCUCCUUCCUCGACCGGACGCAGGCUCAGAUCAACUUCAACGAGCGACGACGGAUCGAGAGCUUUUUGCGCUCGUUCAUUCCUUUGUUCUUCGUCCUCGACCCAGUGGCCUUCAACUCCGCCUUCGUCAUUGCAGAGGGUGCCGACAGCGAAGGGAGCGAGGGUGACGCCGCGAGCAACAUCGAUGAUGCUGAGGUAUCCAGCAAUGGUACCAGCAGUUCGCGGGGUGGUCGAGGCGGAAAUCAUCGCAAAGGUGGAGGGAUGGUGACCGGUGGCAACGAUCUUCGCAAGAAGCUCUUGAAGAGCGAGCAAGCGAAGUCCAGCCGGAAGACGAGAGCGCAGGAUGCCUCGCCUGCGAAUUCGAGACCGGCCUCACCGGCGUUGUUGGAUGAAGAUUACAGGAUACAGGCCAGUACAAGCCAAAGUCGGAGACCGAGUCGACGAUAUAUCUUCUUCACCAACACCACGUUUUAUGUCUUGAUCCGUCUUAUCCAACUCCUGGUGGCUCGUUUGACCCUGUUCAAAGAACUGAGCGCCCAGAUUGCCGAGGACAAGUCCAAGUCAAAACCCUCCGCACCCGUUGCACCUGGCCUAUCAGCCCAAGCGACCAACACGGAGUACAACUCGAAAGAAUACCACUACGUGUUCCUUCUGGAAACAUGCGAACGGCUGUUCGACAACGAAAUCGAGUCGCACGCAUUCGAAGAUCAAAUGCGCGCAGUGUUCGGGAUUCAGAACGGAUACAAGAUCUUUACCAUCGACAAAGUGAUCAGCGCCCUAAUCAAACAGGUGCAAGUUAUCUUCUCCGAUCCCAAGAGUCAAGAUCUUCUGGAGAUCCUCAAGCGAGAGCGAUCUCUGGUUGCGCCUACAACGCAGGAGCAAAUCAACACUCGCCGAAGUGCGGAGAAGGUUCUCGGACCUGAUGAAAAUUUGUUCAGACUCGACUGGCUCGCAGACUCCAAAACCAUCACCAUCCAGCUGAUCGGCAAGGACGACUCGAGCUUUGAUGAUUCUGAGGUGUUGACUGGACGGUGGCAAUCGUAUAUUGAUUCCUACGUCUCCGCCGAUGCGACGUCGGGAGUUUCUCAGUCCAAGAUGAAAUCUCCGUUUUUGCGGAGAAACAUCCCUGCAGCCGUCAAGGAGACCCAGCCAAAUGUUGCCUCUACGGACAACCUCGAGAUCAAGGUCUGCGUACGAACGUAUCGUCUCUUUUACGUUUCAAAGUCGGAGGACUUUUUGUGGAAGUACCGGAGCAAGGAGGAGAUGGAGAGUUGUUUUGACCAACUGAAGGCGAGGAAUGAACAGAGGAGACGGUGGAUAGACGAGUCUACGCAGUCGUCAGUUCAGUAG